UUCCUGCCCUCCUCCCCUGGGGUCACACCCCUUCCCUCGGAGGAAGGAGGUCACCGGCCACAGGCGGGGGCCUCAGUUUCCCACGCUACGGGGCUCACACGUGUCUGGCCCGCGACGCGCUCUCCCUUGGCCGGGGUCUCAGUUUCCCGCCCAGGUGUCCUCGGUCCCUCCCCCGAGGCCGCCGGGCCCUCCUCCAGAGCCCCGCGGCCCGCCCCGGGGGCUCCAGGCCAGCCCCGCCGUCACCUGGUGCGAGCCCGCGAGAGGCCUGGUGCAACUGGCAGCCCUGCCCCGGCACCGCCUGCUCUUCUCGCGGGUCCAGACCGCGAGCGCGGGGGCCGAUGGGUUGCCGCUGCGCCGGGCCGGGUGGCGCGGGAUGGCGGCCACCGCGCUGCUGGAGGCCGGCCUGGCGCGGGUGCUCUUCUACCCGACGCUGCUCUACACCCUGUUCCGCGGGAAGGUGCCGGGUCGGGCGCACCGGGACUGGUACCACCGCAUCGACCCCACAGUGCUGCUGGGCGCGCUGCCGUUGCGGAGCUUGACGCGCCAGCUGGUACAGGACGAGAACGUGCGCGGGGUGAUCACCAUGAACGAGGAGUAUGAGACGAGGUUCCUGUGCCACUCUUCACAGGAGUGGAAGAGACUAGGAGUCGAGCAGCUGCGGCUCAGCACAGUAGACAUGACUGGGAUCCCUACCUUGGACAACCUCCAGAAGGGAGUCCAAUUUGCUCUCAAGUACCAGUCGCUGGGCCAGUGUGUCUACGUGCAUUGUAAGGCUGGGCGCUCCAGGAGUGCCACUAUGGUGGCAGCAUACCUGAUUCAGGUGCACAGAUGGAGUCCAGAGGAGGCUAUAAGAGCCAUCGCCAAGAUCCGGUCUUACAUCCACAUCAGGCCUGGCCAGCUGGAUGUUCUUAAAGAGUUCCACAAGCAGGUUACUGGAGGGGCAGCAAAGGAUGGGACUUUUGACACUUCAAAGACAUGAUGUAUGUGGAUUAGAAAGAACUCAAGACACUCCUGCUUGAUACAGAAUAAAAAAUGCUUAACAGGACCAACAGGGCUUAAGCCCAGACUUGACAUAACUGAAAUGUGCCAAUGGGUAAUAGGUAAUUUUGCUUUCUCUGUCUUGUUUCGUUUUCUUCAAAUAACACUGUUGUGUGGCUAGGAAGGAAAAGAUUUAGUGUGGCUUGUAUUCAUGGGAUACAGGACAGGGAUGGGGCCAUCUUCUUUUCUUGAAUAGAGCUAAAGAAGUAUUUUAACAAAAAUCUAUUAUGUACCUAAUAUUGUGCCUAAUAUAGUAUUUAGCACCACAACUCAAAAGACUUAGCACUAGAAAAAAGGAAACUCAGCUCUGGCUCUUUGCCACUGUCAGAAUCUGAGUCACACUGGCCCUGUGGAGGAGGGAUCCUGUCUGGCGAAGUGGGAGCAUGGGCUGCAGUCAGGACUGCUGCAGACGGAGCCAUGUGGUGGUACGUAAGGAGUCCCCCUGAGGGAAUGAAACACCCUCACCUCUUCAAAGUCACCCCUUCGGAAUUCAACACAGACACACACAUCCCUUCAAAAACUUUUAUUUGUAUCAACACUUCCUAGCUCUUGACUUAGCUUAGAGCUUUUAAAAGAGCAGACACCUUAUAUAUUUGAGCUUGAAAAAGUUUCUGCUAUUAAUCAGAAAUAAUCAUUUCUAUUUUCUGGCUUAUCCCUUGGAAUAAGCCAAAAAUAAAACCAAAGUUACAUUUCUUGACAGAUGGAUGAGAAAAGAAUAGAAGGAACGUCCUGAAUUCUAGAGUUGACUCUUGCUGGUGAAGUGUACCUUCAGCUUAGUCCAUUCUCCUAAGUUAAGCCUGAAGGAAAACUCUUAACACCUAAUUCUUUGUGGAAAAAUGAUCAACUAGCCCUUUCAUAGGCUAUAGAACAAAAGUACAAUUGGGUAUCUUUCCUUAUGUCCUGGGAUCAGGGGUGCUUAUAUUUAACAUUGAUCAGGUAAAGAGGAGAGGCUGUGCCUAAGGUCUGAGAAACAGCUUGCUUUAAGCAAGCUGUGGUGAGGCACACAAUGACUAGGGGGUGGCAGAGAACAGGCUGGCCUACUGUCAGUUCAAGCAACCAGCUGAGCAGCAGCAGUCUAAAAAGCCCCAAACAGAACACCUCCAUGGGUUCAGGGAAGGGCUGAGGCACUGCCUUUCUAGUAUGUGCCAAAAAAUACAUUACUCUGAAUUGGGGCCCGGGGGACUUUUGAGUUUGGAUGGGGAGGGAAAAGGAGUGAGCAGCUCUCCUCCCCUCCCCACAGCCUUAGGCCAACACAAACUGCAAAUUGGUAAGCAGCACCUUAAUACCUCUUGUGACAGUUACGGCUGAAGUGGCAGGGUCAAGCUUGUAGGUGUUGGCAUCCCCCUUUUUAUAUCGGUCCCGGAAGACAUAGAUGCUCCCGUUACAGCUGGCAAUCUUCCAGAGGGAUGGGGCAGAGCUCCAGGCCUCAGGAAGGCAAAGCCGGGUGAAGCUGUCUAGCAAGGGAUUGUAACACACCAGGGAGUCCCCUUCAGCCACGAUGAACACCAGAUCUUUAUGCACAGCUGCGUGCAUGUGGCCUGCAAAGGGCAGCACAUAGGGCUUCACAUGGCAUUUGUCUGUCUCUGUGUCAAAGCACUGGAUGAGUCGGGAAGGUUUGGUAAAGAAGUCCAGAUCAUUCUCCUCCCCCCCCAGUAAGUAGAUGAUCCCGUUGAGGUUGGCACCAGCAGCCCCUGACACAGCCACCUCUAGCUGGGUUGUCUCUGUCCACACAUUAUCACCUACACGAUAAUAAAUGACUGCAUUGGAGAGGGUA
Piliocolobus tephrosceles (Ugandan red Colobus) is the source of this 2812-nucleotide messenger RNA. It is a transcript of the gene PTPMT1, whose product is annotated as protein tyrosine phosphatase mitochondrial 1. Gene Ontology annotation, cellular component: mitochondrion. The transcript has 4 exons. NCBI's taxonomy places the organism in Eukaryota, Metazoa, Chordata, Mammalia, Primates, Cercopithecidae. Gene Ontology annotation, molecular function: phosphoprotein phosphatase activity; phosphatidylinositol-4,5-bisphosphate 5-phosphatase activity; phosphatidylglycerophosphatase activity. The coding region runs from base 374 to 979 and encodes 201 amino acids. Gene Ontology annotation, biological process: protein dephosphorylation. The record is from RefSeq and is a predicted model, not a curated record.